Molecule: messenger RNA, 6233 nt
Organism: Mizuhopecten yessoensis (Yesso scallop)
Lineage: Eukaryota; Metazoa; Mollusca; Bivalvia; Pectinida; Pectinidae
Exons: 4
Coding region: 638-2617 (659 amino acids)
Source: RefSeq, a predicted model, not a curated record
UACCAUGCGCAGAACCAUCUGGUGUAAAACCGGGAGUCGUAUAUAGUUAUAUAUAGUUGUACACGCCACUUAUAUCUCAUUACUGACACAAGGUGGAAAGAAGGAAAAGUGGGUCAAAACUACGGAGAGGUGAGGGAUUUGCACUUUCGAGUUUGACAAUCAUUUUGUAUGUUUAUACCUGGAUGCUUACCCUUUCUUUAUUGCCAGCUGAAUUUGAACAACGGAUUGGACACAUGCAUCAGUGCUAGCAGUUCCUGAUAACGUCGUCAGAAAUUCAAGACAAAUGAAGAAGAUGGCUUCUCUGCUUUGGUGGAUAUCAGGACAGGAAUGACAGAGUCAACAGGAAAUUCGGUCCAUUCAAUUGGUGAAGAUUACUCACGUAAUUUAUAUAGUCUCACAAAUCAAGGAGGAGUUAGAUCCGAUUCCCGUCCCGAGUGUGCUUGCUUACGAUCUCCCGUUCCAGCACAGCAAGAGUAAACAACAAGAGGCACAUCAACGUUUCCAAGACACACUUCGAACAGAAACUAGUGGGUUCCGGUUGAGCUUAGACUUCAGUAGCGACCUACAUGUAAGUGGAAUCGAGACUGUAACAACCAUUUCUAAACCUCCAAUAAUUGUUGUAGCACAGGACCAAAAAAUGGCGCCCGUUGUCAUUGGGGAAACUUCAGAGGAGAUUGAGACAGAAAGGGAGGCACCGUCGCCAAAAUCAGAGGUCAAUGAUACUCCGAGGUCAAGAAGCAGUAUUUAUUCGUCUGACCGUGAGACGCAAAUCAAGACCGAGACUGACACAGACACAGAGUAUGGUGUACGGCAGCCACCAAAACCUCCAGGAUCCAACAUAGCAACGGCAAUUGUUCAGGAGGCAGUCGGCACUGUCGAGAAAAGGGAAGGUCCAACACAGAGUCCAGACAUUGAUUGCAUCUUGGAAAUCGUUAAGAAGCAAAACAUCGAUGACUUCAAGACGUUGGAAAAACGAUUAACUACAACAGACAGAAAGAGGAUACUGCAUAUCGUAGCUGUGUAUGGCUCCGCAGAUAUGGUCGAAUGUAUGAAGACAUGGGACGGGAUGGAAUGGAAUGAAGAAUGUACUCUUCCUGAAAACGUGUUCGGAGAAGCGUUGAAAGGAAUAAUUGUCAGCAAAGCAACGGCAUUAUACCUAGCAACGUUUAUGAAUAAAACAGAGAUGGUUAGCAAGUUAAUCAACUGCGCUGGAGAAGAUAACAUCAAAUACUGUUUUAAAAACUUAGAGUUGCGCAACCCAAUGGAAACAGUGUACAUGCGGAAUCUAGCCCAACUAUUGAAACGGGAACAUUCUGAACUUGAGCCUGCCAUUAUUCCAGGUCAUCGCGUAGGUAAAGAUGGCAAACGUGAAAGGGUUUUCAUUGUGUAUUCAAAAGAAAUAACCAAUGCUUCUUGCAAAAAAGAUAAGAGUUUAGGUUUGGUUAUGAAGCAGAACCCAUACGUAUAUACAAAAGAGUCAGAUGAUUACAAAAAAGACAUGAAGAUUUCAGGCGAGGACAAAAUACGAGCCGAAAAAGCCAUUGCUAGAAACCGGGACAGGCUUUGGAGAGAUCAUAGCAACUUAAACAUAAUUGGUGUCAGUCCAGUGAUAUACCGGAACAAUGGCGCGGAUAUUAUCCAGAAACCAUGUAUUGUUCUCUACUGCAGUACAAAGGGCGUAGUGCCACUAGAUGAACCAGAUUUUCCGAAACAGUUAGACAUAGAGGAGGAUGACUCGAUAGAUGUUGAUGUGCAUGAAGGCUAUUUCCUUCCUGGCGGAUACAGUUCACUCCCAAGUACUUCCUACCAUGAUGUUCUAAAAAUGGGCUGCGAUAUUGGACGGUCGACAUCGGUCGGGAAUCCUCCUCAUUUUCUUUGCGGCACACUUGGUCCGUUUGUGAAAUUCAAUAACAAGAUUGGCUUUCUCACAUGUGCGCACGUACUGUUUGAUAUUGAUAACACGACAAUACCACUGGAUUACAAAUAUGACGGAACUAAUGAAAUUGAAGUCGUACAGCCCUCCCCUGAUACAACGACAGUCAACGGGACACCACAACCAUGUGGGCAUGUCAAGAGAGCAAUUUUCAAUCCUCAACGGAAUCCAAGUAUUGAUGCCGCUGUCGUUGAAUUGACUGACAGAAUUCCCAAUAAAGGCCAGUUUUCGAACUCUAAACGCAGUAGCUACAGAGAAGCAGGGUUUGAAGAACUUCCUGAGUACAACAAAGGAAAAGUUCAAAGGAACUUGAAACAUUUUGGUGCAUCAUAUAUGGUUUUCCAGUUUGGAAGCGCUAGUGAUGUCACAAGGGGGACCGUUAGCGUGUGUGGAGUAGACGUACGUCCACUGUCGACAGUACUGAGUUUGCCACUAGGUAACGGGAAGGUCCAGAUGAUCAAUCAGUAUCAAGUGUGCGGUGCCCAUCCAACCAUGACGUUUUUCUCACGUGGGGAUUCGGGUUCAGCUGUUUUCAUGAAAACACCAGGUGCUGAUGAUAUGUGCUGCAUCGGGAUGGCAAUUGGGAGCACGCAUGUUGAUACCGACCAAUUCCCAUCGGCUGUUGUUACACCUAUCGGUGCAGUGUUGGACGCUCUGGACUACAACAUAGCCUCAUUUCCAUGAUAAUGACACACAGUGUAAUGAUGGUAAUAAACGUAAACAUUUCCGAGAAGCCGAAAGGCAAACUCACACAAUCAAAUAUUGGUAAAGAUGAAUUUUAUUCGCAUAUUAAUAACUUAAACUCGGACGAGAUUGAUAAUACUGAUGUAUUGACUCCUGAAGUAUUGCUGGUAGUACACAUUUUUUAAAAUUAGAUACUCCAAUCACUGAAGACGAAGUGGUGACAGCAAUCAGAAAGUUGUAGUGCGGAUAACAUUUUAAAUUAUUUUGUUAUCGAUUAUAGAAAAGUCACGCUGAUGAUCCCAAUAAUUACAGAGGUGUAACACUUAUUAGCUGUAUGAGUAAAUUAUUUUCAUCAGAGCUUUAUAAAUGAUUGUUAAAAUGGGAUAAAUAAUACAACAUUAUAGCAGAUGCUCAAUUUGGAUUUAGACUUGUUUUUCGACGAUAUAUGUGCUAUUUCAUUUGCUGCAGACACUAAUUGAUAAAACGUUAAAACAGAAGAAUAGAUGAUGUUGCUACUUCAUAGAUUACAAAAAGCGUUUUUGAAUUGAAUGAUAGAAGUUGUUUAUGAUCAAAACUGAUAAAACAGGGCAUUGAUGGAAAAAUGUUGAAAAUUAUACAAACUUUAUAUGAACAUGUUUAAUCUUGUAUCAAAUAUGAUGGAUUUUUCUGAUUAGAAUACUACACAAGUACGAUCGGAUUAUUUCAAGGAGAAUUUUUGUCACAGAUCUUGUAUAGUCUAUAUAUAAAUGACUAUGAGAUGUAUUAUGUCUAUUUGGAAUCAAAAAAUGUACAGGAGAUGAUUUUGUGUAUUCUAAAUUAGAACAAUUUCCUUUAUAUAUCGACGAGAACUGAAAGUUUUCAAGUAUUGGUUGAAAUUAAAAACUACCAAAAAAAAUGUGUCGUGAAAGUCUGAUUAGAACAAAGAAUUCAGUCGAAUGAUGAAUGGAAAAUUCAUAUCAAAACUGAAUUAGAAAAAAUAGGAUUAGCGUACUUAUGCUAUAAUAAUGAGAUGGAAAAUUGUACAUUUGAAAUAAUAGAAAAUAUUUAAUGAUGAACACAAGCUAGAAUUGUUAUCUAAAAUAAGUAAAUUAGCACGUGGUUAUUUAUAUCAACAUUUAGUUGAUAAUUUAUGUUUACGGUAUUAUUUAUGUAAACCUUUUUAUUCAGUGUACACAAAUAUUUUUCAAGGAUUAGAAUAUCGUCGCAUAAUUUUUAAAUAGUGAAAGACAGACUUAAUGAUAUUUCGAGACAUGACAGAAUGUGUACAUAAAGAAAUUCAGCCGAAAUUGAAGAUGAAUUCCAUUUUUUACUUAAUUUUUCUUUUUUUUCAGAUUUACGUCAAAAAUAUAUCAAGAAAUAUUAUUAUCGAAAACCAUAUGUAUUCAAGCUAGUUCAGCUAUUAUAUGUUAACAAUGUUAAGGAAUAACGGGAACAUUUGUACAUUUGCCAUUCAGGAUAAGAAAUAAAUAAUUGAGUUGCAUGAUGGGAUGAAUGACUUUAACACUUUUUCGGUGAGUAAAACAUUUAAGAUCUUCCAAAAAUUAUAAUAAGUUUUUAUAAUGCAAGUUUAUAUCUCAGUUACCAUUUCUAUAACGAUUCCGAUUUCUUGAUAUAUUUAUGUUUGUUUUGUCAAGUUAUUAUACAAGUAUGUAUAAUUCAUUGUAUACCGGAUUUUUAUUAUGUUUACGCGAUAAGGGUAGUUUACGCGAUAAGAGUUAUCACGCGAUAAGAGUAGUUUAAUUAAUUUUUUGAUUUUUUGUACUUAUUGACUAUUAUAUUUUUAUUAUAUCUAUACGACAACCAUGAUUUUAUCAAUAAUGUGAAAACUGUCAUUGGAGAAACCAGAGUUAUCGGCUAUCUACAUAUCUGUGUUCUGUGGUUGAAUCUGGAUUCUUCUCGAGUGGAUGAUAUGUGAACGUUAUAGGCCGUUAGAGAUUUUUUUGUCUGAAACUCGAUUGGAUGAAAGAUUAACACAUAGAACACUGGCAAUACAUCUUACACAUAUACUACAUGAAUUUUAAAAUGUUCUAGCUGAAUUGCCCCAUUUUGUUAUUGUUUAAUCCCUUACUUUUCAUCACAUUGUAUAGCUUAAAAUAUCAAUUAAAUAUUUGUAUAUAAUUUUAACAUACAUGGAUUUAUCUCCCCUAUAUCAUCUGCUUCAUAAUAUAAAAUUUGCAUCAAUAUUAUUUUUACUAAACUAGUAACUAGAAAAUAAGUAUUACACCUUCGUGCGAAAUGAACAUUAACUAUCAGUGCAAUUGCGCACUUAACAUCUUUAUAUUAGCAAACAUAUCGUUUUAAAUUCCUAAUCAAUAAUAAAAGCCUUUGAUAACAUCCCUGUACUUCUCAACGCCAAAGUACUAACGACAAUAAUACCGGUCCGUUUUUCGGCAACAUGCCGUCGGCUUUAUUUAGGCCAUUUUUAACUGGAUUCUCUUUCCAGUUUACAUCGUAAAAUAAAGGAAUAAUAUACGUGAACCAAUCUGUUGGAUCACCACAGGAACCGCUAUCAUUUCAACAUCAAUAUCUUUCGUAACAAGUUUGCUAAAAUCAAGGUAAUUACCGAAAACACAGUCGUGUAAGUUGAGAACUUUAACAAAUCUCCGUCGGUUGUUUGUUUUCAGUGAAAUGACAAUUCUUCUCAAACACUCUUAGUUGUUUGUUUACUGUCAUAAUUAUCUCUCGACUAUUGUUUAGUUAUUCACCUGAUCUAUUGAACGAUGUUAUUUUAAACUACCUGUCAUAUACACAUGUAAAUGAGCGCUUGGUGUGGUGGUCUGUUUACAGUUGUCUGAAUAAGGAGUCGUUUGGUUAUAGUGGGUUUUUUAAUUCUGUACAAAAUAUGGUCAAACUUUAUUAACUACCACUUUUGUUAAACAACCGGUUUUUUUUAAUUUCUCUUGAGUGUUCGGUUAAUACAGAUUCCACUGUAUAUAAUUUGCAUCAAUAUUUUCUUACUAACCGUUUCAUCUUUGUCUUUGUCAUGCCAACCAAAGGAGAAACACUUAUAUAGGCCUAGCCUGCUGUUCAAUCCUAUUAUUUCUAAAAAUUUCUAAUGCCUUGAUGAAUAGUUUAAAUGUUCAUUAUUUUUAGAUCACCUCGCCCGAAGGGCCGUGUUGUAUAAAACACGUUUGAGUCCUAGACCUACUAAACUUACCCCAUAUACACAUCCUGGGCAGUACGUCUUAUUUCAAGCAGCAACUGCUGUGUUGGUUCUAGUUUGUACGGUCCAGUGACUUUGUCAUUUUCUUCAUCAAUGUUAUGUAUUCUCUUUUGCUCUGUUUCUCAAAUCGUUCAAAUGUAGGACCAACAAAUCUUGGUUUAUUAAUAAUUCAUUAUUUAUUUGGUCGCUUUCUUCAAAUGUUGAAUAUUACCUUGAUUUCUUGCCUCGGCUAAUGUUUCAGCAACCUAAUCUGUGUCAAGUUGUUCUGUUCUUUUUAGGUUAAGCUGGGUUUUUUUCAAACACUACAAAUGCAACACAACCUACACUCUGACUCAUCAGUAGUGCAUCUCAAUGCAUGCUUCAUCUACAGGAUAUAUCCUUAUAUAUAGAUUAUAUACAAAAUCGCCUGAAGAGCCCCAAGAUGGGCGAAAGCGCUAGCCGAUUAUACUAAUC